AAAAGCUGCCGGCUGGCGCGCGUGGGAGGGAGGGGGGAAGCUCCCACGCGCCGGCCCUGGGUGACAGCCGCACGUCUCGGCCAGGAUCUGAGGGAUGAGAUGUGUCUCCACCGAGGUGCCCCACAGCACCCUGCGUUCUACAUGGGCUGAGAAGCUGGACCUGGACAAGAGGGCUGGCAGCAAUGGGCUCCUGGCUGGAUGCUAGACAGCUGGUGGCAGUGAGGAGGAGGGGCCUCGGCAUCUACAGGGCUGGGAGGAAGCAGGACUGGAGUGCGUGAGAGCCCCCGCCUCUCCCCGCUGGGCCCACCAUGGUCCAGAGACUGUGCGUGAGCCGCCUGCUGCGGCAUCGCAAAGCCCAGCUCCUGCUGGUCAACCUGCUGACCUUUGGCCUGGAGGUGUGCCUGGCCGCAGGCAUCACCUACGUGCCCCCCCUGCUGCUGGAAGUGGGGGUAGAGGAGAAGUUCAUGACCAUGGUGCUGGGCAUUGGUCCAGUGCUGGGCCUGGUCUCGGUCCCACUCAUAGGCUCGGCUAGUGACCACUGGCGCGGGCGCUAUGGCCGCCGCAGGCCCUUCAUCUGGGCACUGUCCCUUGGCGUCCUGCUGAGCCUCUUCCUUAUCCCGAGGGCCGGUUGGCUGGCAGGACUGCUGUACCCGAAUGCGAGGCCCCUGGAGUUGGCACUGCUGAUCCUGGGCGUGGGGCUGCUAGACUUCUGCGGCCAGGUGUGCUUCACUCCCCUGGAGGCCUUGCUAUCCGACCUCUUCCGGGACCCAGACCACUGUCGCCAGGCCUUCUCUGUCUACGCCUUCAUGAUCAGCCUUGGGGGCUGCCUGGGCUACCUCCUGCCUUCCAUCGACUGGGAUGCCAGUGCCCUGGCCCCCUACCUGGGCACCCAGGAGGAGUGCCUUUUUGGCCUGCUCACGCUCAUCUUUCUCACUUGUGCCGUGGCCACGUUGUUUGUGGCUGAGGAGGCAGUGCUGGGCCCCGCCGAGCCAGCCGAGGGGCUAUCAGUCCCCACCACGCCCCCCCACUGCUGCCCGUGCCGUGCCCGCCUGGCCCUCUGGAACUUGGGUGCCCUGUUUCCCCUGCUACACCGGGUCUGCUGCCGUGUGCCUCGCACCCUGCGCCGGCUCUUUGUGGCCGAGCUGUGCAGCUGGAUGGCCUUCAUGACCUUCACGCUGUUUUACACGGACUUCGUGGGCGAGGGGCUGUACCAGGGUGUGCCCCGGGCUGAGCCAGGCACUGAAGCCCGGAGACACUAUGACGAAGGGGUCCGGGUGGGCAGCCUGGGGCUGUUCCUGCAGUGCGCCAUCUCCCUGGUCUUCUCUUUGGUCAUGGACCAGCUGGUGCGACGGUUCGGCACCCGGACAGUGUACCUGGCCAGCGUGGCGGCUUUCCCUGUGGCUGCCGCUGCCACGUGCUUGUCCCACAGCGUGGCUGUGGUGAUCGCCUCCGCUGCCCUUACCGGCUUCACCUCCUCGGCCCUGCAGAUCCUGCCCUACACACUUGCCUCCCUCUACCACCUUGACAAGCAGGUGUUCCUGCCCAAAUAUCGAGGGGAUACUGGAGGUGGCAGUGAAGACAGCCUGACAACCAGCUUCCUGCCGGGCCCCAAGUCUGGACCUUCCUUCCCCAGUGGACACGUGGGUGCAGGGGGCGGUGGCCUGCUCCCAUCACCACCUGCGCUCUGCGGGGCCUCGGCCUGUGAUGUCUCCAUGCGUGUGGUGGUGGGUGAGCCGUCUGAGGCCAGGGUCGUCCCGGGCCGGGGCAUCUGCCUGGACCUUGCCAUCCUAGACAGUGCCUUCCUGCUGUCCCAGGUGGCCCCGUCCCUGUUCAUGGGCUCCAUCGUCCAGCUUAGCCAGUCUGUCACUGCCUAUAUGGUGUCGGCCGCAGGCCUGGGUCUGGUUGCCAUUUACUUUGCCGCACAGGUGGUGUUUGACAAGAACGACUUGGCCAAAUACUCGGUGUAGAGCACUUCUGACCCACUGAGGGAGGGCCUGUCCCACUGGGUCCCACUUCACCCUCUUCUAGUCUCAAGAGCCCCCACAGGGCUGCCCUCUGGCCUUCGAGUUUCUGUUGCUGCCAAAGUGUGAGGCUCUCUUCUGCCACCUCGUGGCGGUGAGGUGCAUAGCUACACAAAUGGGCACUGGGGCCUCCUUCUCCCUCCUUUAGCCUUUGGGGCUGGUUGGCAGCUCUCCAAAUGGGCUUCAGUCUGGACUUCUGUAGGGAGGCCAGGAAGGCAAAACAUUCGAUUAGCUCCAUGCACUGGAAUGCAGGACGCUGUAGGUGAUUAUCCGGGCUCAGGGUUAACAGGAGUGUCCUGGCCAAGUCAUAGCAGAAAAGGGAUUUUGGGGGCUGUGUCAACUCAGCCACCUGGUCUCCCCCUUCCAAGUCCCCUUGCCGUUAUAGGCUCCCCCAAUAUUGCUGUUGCAUGGGGGUUUUUCU
This is a messenger RNA of Trichechus manatus latirostris (Florida manatee), 2442 nucleotides long. It is a transcript of the gene SLC45A3, whose product is annotated as solute carrier family 45 member 3. The coding region runs from base 309 to 1967 and encodes 552 amino acids. Gene Ontology annotation, cellular component: membrane. Gene Ontology annotation, biological process: transmembrane transport. The record is from RefSeq and is a predicted model, not a curated record. The transcript is spliced from 5 exons. NCBI's taxonomy places the organism in Eukaryota, Metazoa, Chordata, Mammalia, Sirenia, Trichechidae. Gene Ontology annotation, molecular function: sucrose:proton symporter activity.